AUGCAAAUGUCGCGGAUGCCACUCUGCCUCCACCUCGCCGCCGCCAUAGCCUUCGUCAUGAGCAUGUCUUGGGCGACGGCGGCCGUGGAUCAACGCCGGCCAAUCACACUGCCCGGAUGCCCAGACAAGUGCGGGAACAUCAGCAUCCCGUACCCUUUCGGCACCAAAGCCGGCUGCUACUUUGAUGACACCUUCUCCGUCACCUGCAACCUCUCCACAACGCCCCCCGCAAUACUCGACGAACCAUUCACGUUGCAGGCGAGCGCGUACUACUUCGGAGGCCAAGCCAACCCGGUUGGCGUCAUUACCAACAAGUCCUGGUGGACGGCCGACCUCGUCGACGUCAACGUCGCGCGGGGAGAGGUGCGGGUGUCCAUGCCGAUCAGCUCCGACUGCAGCAUGAAUGAGAGCUACCAUGAGCUCAGCGGCCUUGCCAGAAUGUCACUGAAUUUCUCGACGACGUUCCUCUUCUCCACGGCACGGAACGUGCUGGUGGGCGUCGGCCAGAGCGUUGGAGCCCGGGUCUUCGGCGACACGGCUCGAACCAACUACUCCGCCGCCUGCAACUCCCUGUUCGACACGCCGGCAGCGGUGCAGGAUGGGCUGUGCAAAGGGAUCGGCUGCUGCCAGGCAGAGCUUGCGCCGGGACUCCUCGCCGUUAUGUCCUCCAUGUACUACCAGAGCAACAGCAUGUGGAAGACAUUCCCGUGCACCUACUCCAUGGUGGUGGACAGGUCGUGGUACAACUUCUCGUUGCAGGACCUCUACGGCUACAGGGUUUUGGACAAGAGAUUUCCCGGGGGCGCACCGGUCGUGCUGGACUGGGCCAUCAGGAAUGGUUCUUGUCCGGCGGAAGGCAAACCGUUGCCCAUGGCUUGCCGCAGCGGCAACAGCCUCUGUGUUAACGCGACCAACGGCUACGGUUAUCUCUGCAAGUGCAAGGACGGCUUUGACGGCAACCCAUACAUCCCUGAUGGAUGCCAAGAUAUUGAUGAAUGUGCCCUUCGACAAGAGAAACCUGAGUUACGUGAUUCAUAUCCUUGCAAUGGUAUUUGCAAGAACUUAAUCGGGGGAUAUGAUUGCAAUUGCAAAUUUGGAAUGAAAAGGGACGGCAAUGGAACAUGCACGCCGGUGUUUCCCAUCCCAGCAAUGGUGGCUACACUUGGCAUAGUUAUUGUCGCAUCCAUUGUGGUUAUUGUAGUAUUGUUUAAGCUUCUGUUUGAGGAGAAGAGAAAGACCAAAGAAUUUUUCAUAAAGAAUGGUGGUCCCAUACUGGAAAAGGUUAACAAUAUUAAGAUAUUUAAGAAAGAUGAGCUCAAAGCAAUCAUAGAACCGUGUAAUGUUAUAGGGAAAGGUGGAUUUGGGGAAGUGUAUAAAGGGCUUCUCGAUAAUCAGCUGGUUGCAAUUAAGAAAUCCAUUAAUGUGGACAGGUCACAAGAGAAGCAAUUCGCAAAUGAGAUUAUCAUCCAAUCACGAGUCAUCCACAAGAACAUUGUCAAGCUCAUAGGGUGUUGUCUAGAGGUUGAUGUCCCAAUGUUGGUCUAUGAGUUUGUUCCACAAGGAAGCCUCCAUGACAUUCUACAUAAUCAAAGCAAUAAUGUCAGCCUCAGCUUAGGCACACGUUUAAACAUUGCUGCGGGAGCAGCUGAAGGGUUGUCUUAUAUGCAUUCAAAAACCUCUACAACUAUUUUGCAUGGUGAUAUCAAACCUGGCAAUAUACUUUUGGAUGAUAACUUUGAUCCAAAAAUCUCAGACUUCGGUAUCUCAAGGCUGAUUGCAAUAGAUAAAUCACAUACCAAAUGUGUCAUAGGUGACAUGUGCUAUAUGGAUCCAAUAUAUCUUCAAUCAGGAUUGUUAACGAAGAAGAGUGAUGUUUAUAGUUUUGGAGUUGUGCUUCUAGAACUUCUGAGUAGGCAAAAGGCAGCUUUUGGUGAAGACAGAACACUAGUUAAAGCUUUUCUUGAUUGCUACAGAGAAGAUAAACAAAUACUUGAGCUAUUUGAUAAGGAAAUUUUAGCAGAUAAGGAUAUCGGGGUACUUCACAAACUUGCAAUGCUCAUAGUGGAAUGUCUAGAGCUCGAUGUGGACAGAAGACCAGAGAUGACAGAUGUAGUUGAACAACUUCACAGUUUGAAGAGAUCUCACAAAAAUCUGUAUGAUAAAAACACCAGUACCACUACAUAA
Setaria italica (foxtail millet) is the source of this 2184-nucleotide messenger RNA. RefSeq names its product wall-associated receptor kinase 1. Gene Ontology annotation, cellular component: plasma membrane. Lineage: Eukaryota; Viridiplantae; Streptophyta; Magnoliopsida; Poales; Poaceae. The transcript is spliced from 3 exons. Gene Ontology annotation, molecular function: protein serine/threonine kinase activity; calcium ion binding; ATP binding. Gene Ontology annotation, biological process: protein phosphorylation; cell surface receptor signaling pathway. Bases 1 to 2184 code for a protein of 727 amino acids. The record is from RefSeq and is a predicted model, not a curated record.